Messenger RNA from Ilyonectria robusta, 1842 nucleotides. RefSeq lists its product as uncharacterized. The record is from RefSeq and is a predicted model, not a curated record. Gene Ontology annotation, cellular component: RNA polymerase I core factor complex. The coding region runs from base 1 to 1842 and encodes 613 amino acids. The transcript is spliced from 4 exons. NCBI's taxonomy places the organism in Eukaryota, Fungi, Ascomycota, Sordariomycetes, Hypocreales, Nectriaceae. Gene Ontology annotation, biological process: nucleolar large rRNA transcription by RNA polymerase I; respiratory electron transport chain. Gene Ontology annotation, molecular function: TBP-class protein binding; RNA polymerase I core promoter sequence-specific DNA binding.
AUGCGGCCGACAGCUCGUGUGUUUGCGCGCUACCUGGAGGCCGGCACGCCAACCGGCCUCACGGGUCUCUGGACUCACGGCACGCCCCGAUCGACCCUUCUCUACUUGUACGGCACCACCCUGAGCAAACUCCAGACGAUGCCCGAGACAUCCAUGUACCGCCAAUCCGUCGAAGCCGUGACCAAGCACCGCAUGUCCCUCGUCGAGCAGAUGGUGCCCCCCGGAUACGACCAGUGGGCCAUCAAGGCCAAGGAGCUCGUGAGCCAGAACGCCGCGCAGUUCCGUGUCGCCAGUGGGCGGUUGGACGGCAGCGAGGCCCGGACGGUCAAGCUCGGCGACAAGAUCUUCAUUGUCGGCCGGAAGCACGAGGCCGGCGAUAUCCGAGUUGAGGAGUGGGACGGCGAGGCCAACGAGGGUGCCGAGCUGGAGGGCGCUCGAACUGCGGAAGAGCGAAAGGACCAGGCGCUCUGGGCGGAGCGCAAGUCUCUCGAGAACCAUGAGCAGGUUGAGUGGGACGAGGAGCCUCAGUUGACGGCGGACCAGAUCUCGGAGCUGGAGCACAAGAUUGGCGCCGGCUUGAUCGAAGAGGUCAUCCAGGUUGCCGAGGGUGAGCUUAACCUCAUUGACACUAUGGAGAAGGCCAAGGUCUGGGAGGACCUCGAAGAUAAGCCCCCCAGUAGCAGCAUUUCCCGGCCUGCCCACCUCCCCCAUGACUCCAUCAACCCACUGAGCCACCCCCCCGGAAUGGUCCACCAGUUCGCCACCGCUGGUCUCACAGAGAUGGAUGAAGACCCAUCGCAGCUCGUCCCGGAUUUUCCACACCGGAGUCUGAGGCCCGGCGCCCCAGGCCGCAACGUCGAGCCGGACAGCGAGGCCGAUGAGCCCGAGGCCGAUGAAAACGGCAAGGCGUCGGGAGGGAAGAAGAAGAAGACAACGACCCGGGAGCGCGGGAGAGGUGGCCAUUACGAGGUUCUGCUUCAGUCAGUUCAUCAGUUUCUUGACCAAGGCGACAUCGACAAGGCCGCGCGAGGCUACGGCCUGCUCCUGCAGCUGCGACCUGGCGGCAUGCCCGUGGAUGUCCGGCGGCACAGUUUAUGGGCCAUCGGGGCGGAAAUCCUCAUGCGGCAGGGCGAGCAGCCUAUUGUUGACGGAGAAGCCACCGACGACGAUGACCAUCUGAGCGCCACGCUUGGGGGACUCAGGAGAUGGGGACGAGCGGCCAACAUGAACAAGGUCAAGGCAUACUUCGAUACCUUGACCCAGCAGCAUCCCUACGACUAUAAGCAUCCGCGCGCCGUCUGCGCAGUGGACUUUUGGGUGGCCAUGCUUAGCUGUGAAAUCUACAACGCGCACACAGAGCACAUCCUGGCUCUCGACCGCACCGUGAGCGCCACACUAGAUGAGUCUCCUCAGUCCUUUGGAGCAGACGACAGCUUCGGGAGCGAGGAGCCCGAGGAACGCGAGGCACAAUUGCAGCGGAGGAAAGAGGAGCUUCGUCUACAGGCUUUGGCCACCAUGAGAGCCAUCACAAAAAAGAUGGACACAGUCAUGCAGGACUUGCCCUAUUCAAGGAAUCAUCAACUGCUCCGGCUGCGCGCCAUGGCAUCGCUCUACGUCGCAGACUUGGUUGUGCCCGUCGGAGAUAUCUCGUCUCAAAAUAUCCAAAACGCUCAGCGUGCGAGGGAUAUGGAGCAACAAGUAGCCAGGGAUGCCCUCAUGGAGAUUGUAAACAACGGAGGCGAACACGACCAGGCUGCCCUGGCCGUCCUUUAUCCUGCAGACGAGGGUGAGAGAGAUCCCACUAUGCCGUUAUAUUCAUCCCUUCCCAUCCGCGGGUUAUAG